AGCGCUGGAUUUGCAGAUUACUCGCUUUACCACUGUCAGUAACGUAGUUGCCAAGUUAGUGGUAAGGUUCCACGCGACUCGGUUAUUCGGUUGUGUGUAGCUGGUCCUUUCGGUAAAACAAUAAUUUAACAUUUGCAGUAAUCGUGAUGAUUACAGUGGGGAGUUAAUCUUGCCUUAAGUUAAUUAAAUAUCAUUUGGAGUUAAAUAAGCUCGGUAUUGGCAGACAUUGGGUUGUUUAAUAUUUAGUCAUAGUUUUUACUGACACCAAGCCACAGCAGUUUGACGUGUUCAUGUGCUUAGUGUCUGUACGUAGAAAAAACAUAUUUUUGGCAAGCUUUUCGUUUCUUCUCGGUUCUCAUGUUAGCUUCUUUGGGAACGGCUGGUGUAGCUGUGUGUGCCCUGAGGUCCUGACCCGGUGUCUGUAUUGCCUGAUUGGUUUGUACUGGUUUGGGAGCAUCGCUGACAGUAGCACCGACGUUUGAUAGCUGAAGGGGAUCUUCAGAGACUGAGGACUUGCAGUACAGUCUUCAAACAUGACAGCACUGGGUUCAAGUAGUCAGUCAGUCACAGAAUAUGUCGUCAGAGUUCCCAAGAACACAACAAAGAAGUACAACAUAAUGGCCUUCAAUGCUGGAGACAGAGUUAACUUUGCAUCGUGGACUCAGGCAAAAAUGGAGAGAGACCUUAGCAACAAAAAGAUAUAUCAGGAUGAAGAGGUGCCAGAAACUGGUGCUGGAAGUGAGUUUGGUCGGAAACAACGCGAGGAAGCACGGAGGAAGAAAUUUGGAAUUAUCACUAAGGAGUUCCGUGUGGAAGAUCAGCCAUGGAUUCUCCGAGUUAAUGGAAAAGCUGGCAGGAAGUUUAAAGGAGUUAAAAAAGGAGGCGUAAAUGAGAAUGCUUCUUAUUACAUCUUUACUCAGUGCCCUGAUGGGGCCUUUGAGGCAUUUCCUGUGAACAACUGGUAUAACUUCACUCCCAUUGCAAAACAUCGGACGCUGACUGCGGAGGAAGCGGAAGAGGAGUGGGGCAGGUACUCCGAAGAAGAAGAACCAAAAUUAAAGACAGUGAACAAGGAAGAGGUUCCACAAGGAAUUGAUGAGGACAAUGAGAGCAGUGAAGAGAGUGAGGAGGAGAAACCAAAUGAGGAGAAAGAGGAGGAAGAUGAAGAGAAAAAGGCGGCUCCUCAGGCUGACAAAAAGAAGAAGAAAGAAAAGCAUGGGGAAGAUAGCAGUGAUGAGUCGGAGUCAUCUGAAGAGAGUGACAUAGAAAAUGAAACCACGUCUGCACUUUUCAUGACGAAAAAGAAGACCCCGCCAAAAAAAGACAGGAAAGGAUCAACCAGUAGCUCCAGGGCAAGCAGCCGCCCAGGCACACCCCCAGUGGAUGGCAGCUUAACAUCAUCCACACUUCGAGCAGCAGCUAGCAAACUCGAACAAGGGAAGAGACAAGGAGCAUCUGGAGAUACUCCUACAGCAAAGCGUCUCAAAAUGGAUACUGGUCCCCAGACUCCAUCAGGAAAGUCAACACCACAGCCCCAGUCAGGCAAAUCAACACCCAGCAGCGGUGAUGUGCAGCUCACAGAAGAGGCAGUGAGACGUUACCUGACCCGAAAGCCAAUGACUACCAAGGACCUUCUGAAGAAGUUCCAGACCAAGAAGACUGGACUGAGCAGUGAGCAGACAGUUAAUGUUUUAGCACAGAUCCUAAAACGACUGAACCCCGAGCGCAAGAAAAUUAAUGAAAAAAUGCAUUUCUUCCUGAAGGAGUGAACCACCAACAGGUUAUGGUAUUUGGGAAGGGGUCACAAACAGGACCUGACUAUAUUUAGGUGGUAGACUAUAUAUAAGUGAUGAGGUCAAGAUGAAACCAGCAAUGUCAUGGAGUGGGACUGUGAUCUCACCCUGCUCUUUCAUCAUCAGCUUGAAUGAAGAGGAAGCUUGUCUUAAGCCAGUGAUGUCUUACCCCUCAGUGGCUUUCACUGAGAGAUGGUGUGGAUUCUGGUCUGACCGCCUAUGAACUAAAUGUGUUGCAGUAUUUUAGUUUUUAAUGUGUCUGUAAUUCUUAACAACAUGCUUGUACCCAAGGUUUGUAUUAUUUUUAGAAAGUAUAAAUAUGAGUUGAUUGAUUUUUAUGUUUGAGAGGUUAAACCAGCCUACUGAUUUUUUAUUCCUAUCAUUGUGUAGCAGAUGUAACAGAUGUAAUACCUUAGACUGAGCUGCAGCGUUUGAUUUAAGAGAUAUUACAAGGGACUGGCCAUUCUGUCUUUUCACAAUUUGAUUUGCCUAAAUUUUCAUUGCUGCACAAAAGUACCUUAUGUUGACAUUGUAUUCAGAUAAAGUUUUACCCUGUCUGCAGUGCAUUUUGCCUCAUAAAAAAUCUGCUCCUAACGUUUUGUAUUUGUACAUUAAAAUACUAUUGUAUUGUA
Messenger RNA from Protopterus annectens (West African lungfish), 2425 nucleotides. RefSeq names its product general transcription factor IIF subunit 1 (gene GTF2F1). The transcript is spliced from 12 exons. Gene Ontology annotation, cellular component: transcription factor TFIIF complex; nucleus. Gene Ontology annotation, molecular function: RNA polymerase II general transcription initiation factor activity; DNA binding; TFIIF-class transcription factor complex binding. The coding region runs from base 534 to 1769 and encodes 411 amino acids. Gene Ontology annotation, biological process: transcription initiation at RNA polymerase II promoter; positive regulation of transcription elongation by RNA polymerase II. NCBI's taxonomy places the organism in Eukaryota, Metazoa, Chordata, Ceratodontiformes, Protopteridae. The record is from RefSeq and is a predicted model, not a curated record.